AGUAGUCGAUCCGAAAAACAACUAUGGAAUAAAACUAAGGUCGUCUGUAGUGGUGGCUUUAAGACGGGCUGCAAUGUAAUAUUACUUUGAAUAAGGCUGCAAAAUCUUAAAUAGUUCUGUUUUUAACCAUAUCCUCUUACUCAUUAUUCGUCCCAAAAGGACUACCCAUUAGUGGCCUAAAAUUUAUCUGCAAGAUUGCAAUGCAAAUUCUCACCAUCAAGAAUUCCGAUGACUAUAAAUUUAAAACUAUAAACAUCACGGUUUGUGACAAAUUUUCUAGCUUCACAUACUUUAUUUAAACACCCUUUAUAAUUUUAAAAGGCUGCACCUGUCACUGAAGUAGAAGAUGAAGAUGCUUACGUGAUCGAACUGGCAUUUCCCCUUUUGGAAUCCGGAAGUUUUAACCAAGUCCCUCUUAUAAUCGGAACUACUUCUGGCGAAUCUCUCAUGUGGUAUGGAGAUUGGGUAACACUUGCCGAAACUGCCCUAGAGUACGACACAAACAGUAGCAGCUUGAUACCCUACGAUUUGAUACCCAUCGAAGGGGUCGAUUUGAACGAAGUUGGAAACAUAAUCAAAGAGGCCUACGCAGGCGAAUCCGGUUCGUUUUUGACAAAUUUCGGAGCAGUUGUCGAGGUAAAGCCAAGCAAUAUUUUCUAGAUUACACAGAAUAUAUUGUGCGCUAUAUUUUAAUAUAAUAGUGACACCAUGUUCGUAACAGCGGCUCUAAAGCAAGCGGACCUUCAAUCGAAAUACUCACCCGUCUACUUUUACAAAUUUUCGUACGAAGGUCUUGUGACCCAAUUACACAUCAAUGUCGAAGGGACGGGCAAUGUAAUGCGCGCCGAAGACAUGGCUUAUGUCUUCGAUUUGAUAUUUGGAAGUUUGACCGAAGAAGACAAUUUGACCGGAGACAGAGUAGUGAAACUGUGGACCAAUUUUGCGAAAACACUGAAUCCCACCCCUGAUCACUCAGACCCGCUCCUUAACGUGACUUGGCUGCCAGUUUCGUCUACGGACAUUCAGUAUUUAGACAUCGACAAAACUCUAGACCUUAAACACGGAAGGAAAGCUAGCGAGUUUGACAUGUGGAACGAAACUUACUAUAGCUACGGCAAGCAACCUCUUAUAGGAUUUUAAAAUGUUUGACACGAAAAUAAAUACACAAUUUGUCGUAA
Cylas formicarius (sweet potato weevil) is the source of this 1178-nucleotide messenger RNA. RefSeq names its product acylcarnitine hydrolase-like. Bases 709 to 1140 code for a protein of 143 amino acids. The transcript has 4 exons. The record is from RefSeq and is a predicted model, not a curated record. Lineage: Eukaryota; Metazoa; Arthropoda; Insecta; Coleoptera; Brentidae.